Molecule: messenger RNA, 1775 nt
Organism: Trematosphaeria pertusa
Lineage: Eukaryota; Fungi; Ascomycota; Dothideomycetes; Pleosporales; Trematosphaeriaceae
Product: catalase-domain-containing protein
Exons: 1
Biological process (GO): hydrogen peroxide catabolic process; response to hydrogen peroxide
Cellular component (GO): mitochondrion; cytoplasm; peroxisome
Molecular function (GO): catalase activity; heme binding
Source: RefSeq, a predicted model, not a curated record
GGCGAGUGCCAUGGCGAUAUAUAGGCCCAAAUCCACUCACCUCUGCCAUCUAAGCAUUUUCCUCCACUAUCAACCACCAGCGUACAACCGCCACCAUGACUGCACAUACUGCCAACGGACAGAAGAGCGGUGACAUGUACCGUGAUUACAUCGACGACCGAAACUCAAAGGCGCAAGACACCCUUUACACCACGAGCAAUGGCGUGCCGUACCCACACCCGUACGAGACGCAGCGCGUCGGCGAAAACGGACCUCUGCUGCUCCAGGAUUUCCACCUGAUUGACCUCUUCUCGCACUUCGACAGGGAGCGGAUUCCAGAGCGGGUAGUCCACGCGAAGGGUUCCGGUGCGCACGGCUACUAUAAGACAACGGAUUCGCUGGAGGAUCUGUGUCUGGCAGACAUCUUCAAGCAAGGGAAGGAAUGUCCAAUCACCAUUAGGUUCUCGACAGUUGGUGGUGAAUCGGGGUCACACGACUGCGCUCGCGACCCUCGAGGGUUCUCCGUCAAAUUCCGGACCGACGAGGGAAACUGGGAUAUGGUCGCCAACAACACUCCCGUCUUCUUUCUUCGAGAUCCAGCGAAGUUCCCACAUUUCAUUCACACGCAGAAGCGUCAUCCCGCAACGCAUCUGACGCAUGCCGAUGACUCUACCAUAUUCUGGGACUACCUGUCCCAGAAUCCUGAAUCGAUCCACCAGGUCAUGGUUCUCAUGGGUGACCGAGGCAUCCCCGACGGAUAUCGGUUCAUGCACGGAUACAGUGGUCACACGAUGAAGCUUGUCAACAAAGCUGGCGAGUGGGUGUACUGCCAGUUCCACAUGAAGUCAAAGCAGGGAACGAAGUUUAUCACCCAGCAGGACUCCGCGUCUAAGUCUCCCGACUACUCCCAGAAGGAUCUGUUCUCCGCGAUCGAGCGUGGCGACUUUCCGCGGUGGGAUCUCUCGGUGCAGACGAUGACUGCGAAGCAGGCCGAAGAUCUCUGGGAAAAGCAGAAGAUUAACGUCUUCGACUUGACGCAUAUUUGGCCGCAGAAGCAAUUCCCUCUGCGUAAGGUCGGAGAAUUCUUCUUGAAUGAGAACGUCCAGAACUAUUUCGCCGAAAUCGAGCAGAUCGCAUUCAACCCAUCGCACAUGGUGCCGGGUAUCGAACCAUCGGCAGAUCCUGUCCUCCAAAGUCGUCUCUUCUCGUAUCCGGACACCCACCGGCAUAGGGUUGGCGUCAACUACCAGCAGCUUCCGGUGAAUUCAACGCGCGCCCCGUAUCGGAUGGGCAACUUCCAGCGCGACGGUAGCAUGGCUUUUUAUAACCAAGGUUCGCGACCAAACUAUCUCUCCUCGAUCGAGCCCAUCUCCUUCCGCCAGCGCUCCGUCAAUCUUGACAAGACCCAUGGCCACUUCAUCGGCGAGGCCGUCACCUUCUUGUCCGAGAUCCGACCAGAGGACUUCAAUGCCCCACGGACGUUGUGGGAGAAGGUGUUCGAUGAUGGCGCAAAGGAGCGAUUCGUUGGUAACGUCUCCGGUCACAUGGCCAACUGCUCGGACAAGGAGAUCAUCAAGAGGCAGAUUGGCAUCUUCCGCGAGGUCUCGGAGGAUCUGGCCUCCCGUCUCGAGAAGGCCACAGGCGUAAAGGGCUACCCGGGCAUUGCUGGCCUCCGCUUCAAUGGCACCCACAACGGCAUGGCGAAGGAUGCGAGCCUAAGGGCUGCGAAUGGAAUGACUGAGAAUGUCAGCUUGUCUGCGACGGACAAUAACGGAGCGCCUGUGAAGGGGAUGCAC